Laccaria bicolor S238N-H82 is the source of this 558-nucleotide messenger RNA. RefSeq lists its product as uncharacterized. NCBI's taxonomy places the organism in Eukaryota, Fungi, Basidiomycota, Agaricomycetes, Agaricales, Hydnangiaceae. The record is from RefSeq and is a predicted model, not a curated record. The coding region runs from base 1 to 558 and encodes 185 amino acids. The transcript is spliced from 3 exons.
AUGAGUAGGAACCUUUGCCAACAUCAAUGGUGCUGCAUUGCUUCAAGUUGCAAUUCACGCAUGGGCGACGUCGGCAGGAUUGCCUUCGAGCAAACCCUGACAUCAUACAUAGGAGUCGAUCUUGGCCACGAAGCUCAAUUUGUUUGCGUCGCCUGUCAUCCGCCUCCCUAUGUCGCUGAUCAAAGUGAAGCGUCGCUCGCGAUUAUCCUAUCCAAAAAACAUAAGCGGAGGAGCCUCCGCGUAAUUCUCACUUUGCUUACAGAUCAGAUCUAUCUUGAAACACUUCACUACGUCGGGUUUUGGUCAGCUCUGAAAUGCCAUCUACGUGUCAAUCCACCCCCAUACCUCACUCAAUACUCAGCCUGCUUCCACCUCUUUUUCCCAUUCCGAUCUCGGGUGGUGGGGCUCCAUAUCGGGCGGCGGUUGUUUAGCGAGGCGUCAAUGUGGCUUUCGUUAUUCGAGUCAUAUACUUGGAGCCAUCGCCUAUCAUCUUACAGGGACUGCGAUGACCGGGAUUACUUUCAGUCAUCCUACUUUGACCAUGCGGCACAUGGCUGA